Messenger RNA from Hemisphaericaspora subhashii, 849 nucleotides. RefSeq lists its product as uncharacterized. Gene Ontology annotation, biological process: tubulin complex assembly; post-chaperonin tubulin folding pathway. The transcript has a single exon. Lineage: Eukaryota; Fungi; Ascomycota; Pichiomycetes; Serinales; Debaryomycetaceae. The record is from RefSeq and is a predicted model, not a curated record. Gene Ontology annotation, cellular component: cytoplasm. Bases 1 to 849 code for a protein of 282 amino acids.
AUGGAAUUGAACAAAGUAAAGGAAGCAAAUAGGAUGAGUAGUAGUAGUGAAAUAAUAAAACAAGCAAAUAAACUACGUACAGAUCUUGAACAAUGUCAAAGUCGUAAUGAAUUAGUUCGACUUAGAUAUGAAUUAAAUCAACUUCAAUUAUCAAUUAAUAUUCAAUCAUAUCCCAAAUAUGAACAGAAACAAAUUAAUCAAAUCAUUGAUGAAUUAUUUAAAUUAAUUCAAAUUAAAUUUAAUCAAUUAAGUUUGAGUAAGUUUGAAUUCAUCGGCCAACCUAUACCACUUCAUCAGAAAAUACCUACCAUACAGGAGAAGCCGAGAGAUGAAGAAGAAACCAGCGGUGCUUCUGUUAUUCAUACAAUAAAAGACGAAAUAUAUGAUAUCCCAUCCCAAGAACAACAACAACAUAUCUUAUUAUCGUCAAUAACAAACAGUAUAAUAAGAACAAAUACAAGCAAUCCACCUGGUAGUAUUCAUUUAAAACAAGCCAAACAAUCGAUAUGCCUACUUGAAAGUAAAGGACCAAUCUUUAUUCAUGAUAUAAGAGAUAGUAUUAUAAUAAUUAAAUAUUGUCAUCAAGCUAGAUUACAUAAUAUUAACGAUUCUAUUAUAGUCAUUGAAUCUGUUUAUAAUAAUAGAAUCAUAAUUGAAGAUUGUUUUAACAUUUGGUUUAAUAAAGUUAAACAAGUAGAAAUUGAUGAUUUUAAUUUUCCAACUAAGGAUUUACAAAAUCCAAAUUAUUCAUAUUUAAUGGAAACAAAAUAUAAUGAAUUAAUGAUGGCUGUCAAUGUUAACAAUGUUAAUGAGAUAUCAACCGUUAUUGACACUUAUCUUAACAAGUAA